CCCUCUCUCUGCUCCUCAAACUUUGGAGACUUUUUGCGCCUCAGCUGAGACGCGUUUGGGAUUUAGCAGGUUUGGAGUCUUUGUGAACUUCUUCAUUAAGAAAAAGAAAACUCCGUUUUUCCUGAGAGUUUGCAGAGAGUCAGAAUGAUCCUGCGGGGGGAUCAGCCGCCGCUGCACUGAGAACAUGGGGUUUUUGCCUCGUCGGGGAGGUGGAAGGUGGAGGCUCCGGCACGUCGUCCUGUUUGUUUUGCUGUGGAUGUUUCUGCACCGGACCGCUCCAGUUCUGGGCUGCGGCUCCAUAAACUGUAACGUGGUGCUGACUGAGGCCCAGGGCGAGUUCAUGUCACCCUGCUACCCCCAGAAAUACCCCAACUCUCACACCUGUAAGUGGACCAUGCAAGCGCCGACCGGCUUCAUCAUCCAACUCUCCUUCUUGGAUUUUGAAUUGGAAGAGGCACAGGACUGCAUGUAUGACCGGGUCGUGGUGAACACCGGUAGCACUGAAUCAAAGUUUUGUGGUCUGACGGCCAGUGGUUUGACACUAAACUCGACAAGGAACGUGAUGGAGGUUUCUUUCAUCUCUGACUUCAGCAUACAGAAGAAGGGCUUCAUGGUUAGCUUCCAACACGUUGCCGUGGCUUUGAGGAACCAAAAGGUGAAAAUCCCAAACGGAAAUGGACAAAUCGCAGAGGUCAUCAACUCCGUUUCCAUACCGGCGCUCAACGAAUUGACCAUAUGCUUUGAGGUGGAAAGAACAGGCUCCAGUCAGAGAGAAUGGUUCUUCACCUACUACGACAUCAACAACAACGUGGUGUUAAGCUUUGGCUACAAUCAGACGGGCAUGGAAAUGGUUAUUGACGGAGUGGUCUGCCCAGUAGAGUCAAUCAUCUCUGUUGCUGAGUUCACCUCUUCCAUGAAGUCCUUCUGUGUCCUCUGGAUGUCCUCAAACAGUCGUGUGGCUGCUUACUUCAAUAGGCGCUACUAUGGGAAGACCUGUUCGCCAUCUAGUGGCCACUCUGUUCCAGCUGGAGGAGUCUUCAAAUUAGGAGGGCUGCAGAGUUUCAAAGGGAACAUGUACAACCUACGCUUGUGGAAUCGUGCCAUGACGGUACAGGAGCUCAACAGCUUGACCUGUGACAUGGUGGGAAACAUCAUCGACUGGGACAACAGCCAGUGGACCAUCUCAUCCUCUCUUGCUCAGACUGACAACACACUCAGCUGCAUCUGCUACCCUCAUUGCAUUCAUUUAACUGCUGCUGCGCCCACUAGUGGUUCCAACCCGGCUACAGGCUGCGACUCGGGCGAACUGGGCUGCUCAGCUGCUUCCUCUCCCACCACCUCAUCCACUGACUCCACUAACACCAGCCAUGCUACUAACGCCAUCUCCCACGCCUUCCCUCCUCCCAUCUUUUUUACCUCCACCUCCACCCCUAGCAUGCCUCUAACCCCUGCCAUCAGCACCAACUUUAGCACCAGCAGCACUUCCAGCUCCUCCUCGUCCUCUGCUUCUGCCUCCAUCAACACCACCACUACUUCGCCUUCAUCCACCACUGCUCCCAUUGCUUCAACCAGCAGCACACAUGCUGAACAGACAACCAGCAUCACGGCUGCCGUUUCAUCUGCUAGCACUAACCAUGCAGAUACUAACAGCACAGCGCUUGUUUCUUCCUUCGUUUCUUCACCUGAACCUCUUCCAGGGACGACUCUCCAGCUGCCGUUUCUAACCACCAGCCAUCCGUCGACUAACAAAGCCGAUGUUUCUUCUCUGGACGGUUUGUUCUACCGGGUUUCCUUCACGGUGGAGUCUGAGCUCAACCUGCAGGCGGUGCAGCGAGCCGCCGCGCUCUGGAUGAAUCAAACUUUUCAGAACUGGACACAUUCUUUGGAUAAUAUCAGAGUUCAGCAGGACGCAGCCUUGAACAGUUACACCUGCCAGGUGCUGCUGAUGAUCACCAAUGAGAGUCUGGGUGAAGCCGACGUGUUGGACCAGCUGAUCAACAACCCGGCCGGUACCAGCCUGCUGGGCCGGGCUGCCGACAUCAACGUUCGCCAGAUCGAGAACUGCCCAGAGGACAACCACCUUCAGUACCUGUGGUCUGAGACCAAACCCAGAGUCUCUCACUUCCUGCCUUGCUUCCCCAACAAGGACCAGAGCGCCUCCAGAACCUGUUUGAUUCACCCAGAAACCUUCCAGUCUCACUGGUCGACUGCAAACCUCACCAACUGCUCAGUUACUGCAGAAAAUGCGGCUGGCGUAGCGGAGCAGCUGGCAAACUUCACCAAGAACACUCUGUCCUAUGAGGAGGUCUCUCAGGUUGUGACGAAGGUCCAGGAACUGGUCAGCGUUGCCAAGAUUGACACGGCGGUGGCCGAAUCGGUCGUGAAUAUCAUCUCUAACGUCAUGGUCAGCUCAGAGAAAGCGUCCAACAUAGCUCUGAAAGCUGUGGAUGAACUGGCUAACAAGGUGGAGUUUGAUGGACCAUCGGUUAACAUCAACUCUAAAAACCUGGCUCUGGGUGUCCUGGCGCUCAACUUCAAAUCCUUCAACGAGACGUCAUUCAGCGCCUUCUUCCCUCCAAACUCCAUCGACCCCAUGAUCGAGUUCAACCGGACGGCCAACCCGUUGGCUCAGGUCACGCUUCCCGCCUCCCUGCUGUCCGGAAUCUCUGAGGGCGUUUUCAGCCGGUCGUCUCUGUCCAGGAUCAACUUCAUGUUCUUCAGCAGCCCCAGCCUCUUCAUGAAAGAGCAGAAAGGUUUGUCUCUGAACAGCUAUGUGGUGGCCAGCAGCGUCGGGAACCUUUCCAUCACGGACCUGCAGGAUCCGGUGAAGAUCGAGAUCGCCCAUCUGUCUGAUCAGGCGUCGUCGCGUAGAGAGUGUGUUUUCUGGGACUUCAGCAUGAACAGGGGCAACGGAGGCUGGAAUAACCACGGCUGCAGCUUUUCUAAAGAGUCGACCUCCAGCAGAACCGUCUGCCUCUGCAACCACCUGACCCACUUCGGCAUCCUGAUGGACAUUUCCCAGGCUUCCUUCAUAAUAGAUCCAGAGAACAAGAAGGUCCUGACGUUCCUUUCCUACAUCGGCUGCGGCAUCUCGGCCAUCUGCUCGGCUGCCACGUUGCUCACCUACAUCGCCUUCGAGAAACUGCGACGGGAUUAUCCUUCUAAGAUCCUGAUGAACCUGAGCACGUCGCUGUUGUUCCUCAACAUCGUGUUCCUGUUGGACGGCUGGCUCGCCAGCAUGGUCGACAGCGAGGGGCUGUGCAUAUCCGCAGCCGUCCUGUUGCACUACUUCCUGCUGACGUCCUUCACCUGGAUGGGCCUGGAGUCGGUGCACAUGUACAUCGCUCUGGUCAAAGUCUUCAACACCUACAUACGCAGAUACAUCCUCAAGUUCUGCAUCGUGGGAUGGGGUUUACCUGCAGUGCUGGUGGGAAUCGUUGUCACGGUGAAUAAAAACUAUUACGGCGUCUUGAAGGACCACACCGAUGAAUCAGCAAUGAUGUGUUGGAUCAAGGAGCAGAGUGUUUUCUACACAACCUGCGUUGGUUAUUUCUGCCUGAUGUUCCUGCUCAACGUGGCCAUGUUCAUCGUGGUGAUGAUGCAGAUCUGCGGCCGCAACGGCAAACGCAGCAACCGCACCCUGCGAGAAGAGAUUCUUCGGAACCUCCGGAGCGUUGUGAGCCUCACCUUCCUGCUCGGGAUGACGUGGGGCUUCGCUCUGUUCGCCUGGGGACCCGUCUACCUGACCUUCACCUACCUGUUCACCAUCUUCAACUCUCUGCAAGGUCUCUUCAUAUUUAUCUUCCACUGCGCUCUGAAGGAAAACGUGCAGAAGCAGUGGAGGAGAUACCUCUGCUGUGGCCCCUACAGGCUCUCAGAAAACUCAGACUGGAGUAAGACGGCCACCAACAACACGAAGAAGGUGAGCUCAGACAACCUGGCCAAGUCGGUGUCCUCCAGCUCCUUCGGCUCCAGCACCAUCAACUGGACCUCCAAGGCUAAAGCCACGCUGACACCGUUCUCCAAGCGAAACAGGAACACAGACAAAUGUUUCGCCAACCAGACCAGCCCCAAGUGCGUCUCCUCAUCCUCUUCCUCCUCAGAUGUGGAGCCCAACUCCUCUUCCUCCUCCUCCUCCAUCCUCCCUGUCAGUCAGAUGAUUGACAAGGUGAGAGAUUACUGCUCCACGCGCACCGACAACUUUUACAAAAACAUCAUCAUGUCCGACAGUUUCGCCAACUGCACCCGGCUCUAGAGCUGCAUCUCCAGGUUCUGGAAGACUUUUUCUUUUUGUAAAUAUUCACGAAACCCUUUCAGCCUCAUUCUGGAACAUCUUCAGGUGAUUAAGGUGUCUCUGUUGUUGCCACCCAGAGGAGAUUUUCAAUUUAAAGGAGCUUGGGGAAUCUUUGCAGAUCUGACCGGAAACGUCUUCUGGAACGUUUCGUUUUCCACCCGGGAAAAUGGAUCAGUCUUUCCGCCGUCCUAUAACCCACCUACAGUCUUAAGGAACGUGUUUUAUUUUAUUGUUUUCUUGUGUUAUAUUUGUUAGUUUGGUAUUGUAUAAGUAGUAGGAGUUUUACAAUGUGGAAAUCCUUUAGGUCGAGAAAUUUGUCCAAGCUCAACUCAUUAAAACAAAAUCAGUGACAUUAAAAUCUAGUCCUGUCCUCAAGAUUUCUAUAAAUUAUAACAUAAUCAAUAAUUCCCUAAACCAGCUUUACUGCAACCCAGAAGAUUUUCUGAUGACCAAGGAACAAAGUGUCUGAUGGCAGAGAAACAAAAUAAAUGAUUAGAAAACAUAACUCCGCACACAACUGCAAACCCUAAGAAGCAAAACAAUAGUUUGGUGGGAGUCCACAGUUGGUUUCUGCAUUCAGGGUCUUUCCUGGUGGUUAUUGGUGGUGGACUUUAAUUAUAAUAUAUAUUUACAUAAAUCUAACUGAGAUGAGACUGAGAACAUGAAUUAGAAAUAAAUAUCUAGACCUCAAUUAGAAAUGUCCAUUUAGACUUUCUUCACUUACAAAAUCAGCCGAAUGAAAGACUAUAAAUCAUGUGUCAAAAAAACAAUGUUAUAGCAGCUCAACUGAUUUAAACCACAUUCUGAACAUGUAAGAGCUAUUUUGUUAUGGUGUCGCUUGUAAAGUCACACUGUCAAAAAUGAACAGCAACAAUUUGGUUUAUAAAGCUGAAUUGGAGAAAAAAAUUAUUUCAGUCGCAUGUUCACCGUUUAAAACUAAACAUUUAAUUAGAACGCUAAAUAUUUAAUCAACCAACUAAAUAUUUAGCUCCAAACUAAAUGUUCAGCAAGCUAAGUAGUUAGCUUUUAAAUAAAUAUAUAUCUUGCAGAUUAAGUAUUUAGCUUCAAACUAAGCAUUUAGUUAUCAAGGUAAAUGCUUAGUGAGUGAUGUGUAGAAGUGGACUACAGAAAUAAAAGCUGGAUUUUACAAGCCUUCAUGUCACUUCUUUAUUAUAUAUUUUCUUCCUUUUCUUAUACAACAUUUCACCUUAAAACAAAUAAUAAGCCACAUUAUUCUCAAAGCAGAUGUUCACUGAUUGUUCUAGAGGUUCACAAGACAGCUUUUAUUUUGAUAUUCCAUAUAUCAGCUGAAUAUUUAGCUAUACGCUGCUAGAUAGCAUGUAAACGACUAAUAGAGAGCUGGCUAAAUGUUAAGCUACAUGUGAGCUAAAUAUUUAGUGUGCCGUUGGUAAGCUGAAUAUCUAGCUCGGUAUCUUUGAUUUGAAACUGUGACAUUUUAUUAAUGAAUGCAUAACAUGAUGAAAUUAUUUAUUGACUAAAUAACCCAAAAUAUUGCUGGUCAUUUUUGACUGCAUGUGUUUUACUACUUCAGCUAUAAUACAAAAACCUUUUCUGUAUUUCCUGAGAGGUUGAAAGCUAAGUAGUGGUUAAUAUGGUGACAUAUUUACAUAUUGUAUAAAUUAUUUUCUGGCAGUAAGUAUGUUUUUAAGUGUUGUGGAAACAUCUGGCAGUGACCACAAGAUGCCUCCUGGAUGCCAUGAAACUGAAUUCAUUCAGCUCUGAGGUUCUGCUGCUGCUCAUGCAGACAAAAACAUUUCCAAUCAAACUCAGAGAGGAAUGCUACUCAUCACUUUAAUAAUCUGUUUCUACACACAGAAUAAGCUAUAAAGAGCAUAAAAACGCAACUGAUUUAGCUUCUGCCUCCACCAUGCAGCUCCACACACACAGAAUGCUUUGGAUGAAUUUUGCUUACUGAGUGUUCACUAGAACCAAAUGAUCUUUUGCAAACUCUGCAGAACACAAAAAGCCUCCUGGAAUCAGUUUGAGACUCGUCACGUCACAGGAACAAAUCUUCAGUUAAAAAUGACCCAUAAAACCACCCAGUUUUUCACAUCCAGGCGUCUCCAGGAUGAUGAGGUGCUUCAGUUUGGAGCGACCGGGUGGUCAGAGACGCUGAUGCGAUCCUACUGUAUCAUAUAACCGCCGGACUGUAACAAAAGGGAAAGAGUCGGAGUCAGGUUGGAGAAAAAUGGGCUGUUAUGUUCUGUUGUCUUUUUUAAUACUGUGAUGUUUGUUUGUGGAGCCAAAUUCUCUGUAAAUAAUGAUCUUGCUGUUCGAUGUGCCUUAUUCUGUGGCCAUGAGAUCUGUGGAUGCAGGAACGCUGCAGUCCGGAUCGUUGUGAAGCUCCGAGUGCACAGGAGAACGGAAGAGACGGGAAAGACGAAACAGAUUUUCUCUGCUUCAUAAAGCUCAGCAUCACGUUUGGCUCAGAUUAGACUUUUGUGUUGUUAGGAAACUGAUCUGUGUUUUGCAUCUUUGAUUUCUCUCUGCAGCUGUUUGGGUGAAGAUUAAAUAAAUACAUUUUAUUGUUACAUAAGCAGACUUCUUUCCCCUUAAUGCUGCUUCAUUUUACAUUUGAAAGCUUGACCAACUGCAAAUGGAGGCUCAAUCAGUCUUUGUUUUUCCUGCCAUGUUAGUUUUAAAUCUGGCAGCUUGAACAUGGAAAGAAACGUUUUAGGGUGAAAAACUGUGAUGUCUGCACAAAAGUAUGAAAAAUGAGGGAUCAAUGUUUUGGAGUUUUCCACAGAGCUGCACAUAACAAGUCAUUUUCUUGUAAUUUUCAAUGUCUAUGAGGCAGAAGGAAUAAAUAAACUCAAUCAAUCUUAGAA
Xiphophorus hellerii (green swordtail) is the source of this 7143-nucleotide messenger RNA. RefSeq names its product adhesion G protein-coupled receptor G6 (gene adgrg6). The coding region runs from base 185 to 4255 and encodes 1356 amino acids. The transcript is spliced from 34 exons. Gene Ontology annotation, molecular function: laminin binding; G protein-coupled receptor activity. The record is from RefSeq and is a predicted model, not a curated record. Gene Ontology annotation, biological process: heart trabecula formation; myelination in peripheral nervous system; cell surface receptor signaling pathway. Lineage: Eukaryota; Metazoa; Chordata; Actinopteri; Cyprinodontiformes; Poeciliidae. Gene Ontology annotation, cellular component: plasma membrane.